This is a messenger RNA of Strongylus vulgaris, 426 nucleotides long. Lineage: Eukaryota; Metazoa; Nematoda; Chromadorea; Rhabditida; Strongylidae. The record is from the annotation of a GenBank genome assembly.
GAGCAUAAUUCUGGUGUUUUCUCUGUAGCUUUCAAUUCUGAUUCGUCUCGAGCGGUCACUGUGUCUCGCGAUGGAUUUUGGCGAGUGUUUGAUACUGAUAUUCGUUAUCAAGCAGGACAAGAAGCACAAGUCCUUAAACGAGGUGAAUGGACGGUAUUGAAAGGAGCUAGCGCAGAUCGCGUUCGGCUAGCGAUGAGUCCUUCAGGUGGAAGCUUUGCAGUAGCUUGCGGAUCUGCAUUGAAGGUGUUUAGUAGUGAGGAUGCUAACAGGGACUUUCCGGAGUUACCUAAUGUUCAUGGCGAUCAACCUAUUCAAGUCAUCCGAUACUCUCCUUGUGGUCGACUCAUAGCAACCUGCGGUGAUCGCUAUGUUCGUGUCUUUCGCAAUGUUCCAGAGUACCACAGCCAGGUGAUCCGUCUUGGAAAG